AUGGAGCAAGUAUUGAAGCAUGUUGCUCAGACUGUGGAGAAGCAGCUUGAUAGCGAACUUGAGAGGUUGGACACACUGGACAGCAACGACCUUGAGGCCAUCCGGCAGCAGCGCAUCGCUGAGAUGAAAAAGCGCGCACAACAGAAGCAAGAGUGGAUCGCAAAUGGCCACGGCGAAUACACUGAGAUAGACGGGGAAAAGGAAUUCUUUGUUGUGUGCAACAAGAGCGAUAACGUGGUGUGCCACUUCUACCGCGCGGACACACCUCGCUGCCGGAUCGUGGAUAUGCACCUGAAGAUGCUGGCCAAGAAGCACGUGGAGACCAGGUUCGUCAAGCUGGAUGUUGAACGUGCACCAUUUCUGACUAAUCGCCUAAAGAUUCGAGUCAUCCCAACUAUUGGUUUGGUGAAGCAGAACAAGACCAAGGACUUCAUAGUGGGCUUCACGGACCUCGGCAACUGUGAUGACUUCUCCACCGAGGUGCUGGAGUGGAGAAUAGCCAGGGCCGAUGUAAUAGAGUACUCGGGUGACUUGCUGGUGCCGCCCGCUGAGGCUCGCAAGCAGCGCGCUCUCACUGUGCAGGGCAAGAAGACAAUACGCGGCCGACAGGACAGCGACUCCGACCUCGAGCUCAGUGAUUGA
Messenger RNA from Parnassius apollo (apollo), 642 nucleotides. Lineage: Eukaryota; Metazoa; Arthropoda; Insecta; Lepidoptera; Papilionidae. The record is from the annotation of a GenBank genome assembly.